Molecule: messenger RNA, 264 nt
Organism: Miscanthus lutarioriparius
Lineage: Eukaryota; Viridiplantae; Streptophyta; Magnoliopsida; Poales; Poaceae
Source: the annotation of a GenBank genome assembly
AUGGGGCGCCUCCAGCACCACCACCGCUCGCGGUCCGCCUCCUACUUCGCGCGCUCCUCCGAGACCACCGCCGCCGACCUCGACGAGCGCAGCCUCGGAUCCACCGCCACCGCCACCGCCGCCGCAGCCGCGGAAACCGUCGAGUGCCCCUUUGGGCACGUCGAUGGCCUCUCCCGUGCCGAGCUCCGGGAGGCCGCGUACGAGGUCUUCUUCAUGUCGUGCCGCGCUGCCGGGGGCAGGGAGGAGGAGGCGGCAGCGGGCUGA